Messenger RNA from Eimeria acervulina, 1539 nucleotides. RefSeq lists its product as hypothetical. The record is from RefSeq and is a predicted model, not a curated record. Bases 1 to 1539 code for a protein of 512 amino acids. NCBI's taxonomy places the organism in Eukaryota, Apicomplexa, Conoidasida, Eucoccidiorida, Eimeriidae. The transcript is spliced from 3 exons.
AUGCUCAAGACAGGCUCUGCACUGUACGACGCAUUAGGGGGUCUCUUCUGGGCGGUAGGUGCUCUGGAUAUGCAUCUACACGGAGCAACUGCAGUAGCUACAACAGCAAAAGAACGUCUGCAAUGCGUCAACGGAUCCACAACCGCAGCUAUCAUCAAAUUAAUUAGAAGGCUUGAGGGGAACCAGAUGUGGCUGCCGGGAGAUGCCAGAGAGCUAGCCAGUGGCGGAAUGGAAAAACCAAGGGGACAGAGCCAGUUUACUCGGCAGGGGCAGAAAGACGAUUUGGUUGCUCACUUGCGGACGCGGACCACUGCAUUUCACCCUUGUCCGGAGUGGAUGAUGCCCCCCUGGUACGACACCAUAGCCGAAGGAGCGUGUCCUGCUGGAAUGCCAAGCCCUCCGGGAAUCUUACUACUACCUUCCGAAACUAGAGAGCUCCGCAAAGUUAAGAGAGGAAUGUUACAGUGCUGCAAACGACUUUUAAUGCUACAUGCACAUUCGGACAAUCUAAUUUUUGCAGAUGGUGCAACAUCUGUCAACGCCUCCAACAGUUCACCCCACGGCCUACACUUUGAGAAGCAUGUUGAAGUUGGAGAAACCCUUUAUGAUCUGGAUAACUCUACAGAGAUGCAAAAGACAGCGAAGGCGGUGGCGGUGCUAGAACAGGCAGCUAAGCUCGCGAGAAACUUGCCAGCUUUCCUCCAACUGGUCUCCGCAAUAGCCGGGAAUAUGCAGAAAGAAGCCCUCGCCGGCAUGCAAGACGCCGUGCGGUCGCUUCGUUGUAGCGCUGCGAUUCCAGAAAGUGCACAUAUCCCCGAUCCUAGUAAAGAUUCAGCAGACCUAAGGACAUUAAAGUCGAACAUACCACCAUUGGCAGCCUGGACUGGCCCUCCACAUGGGACGUUCCUGACUUACGCCUUGUUGCACUGGGCGGCCUCUGCACCUGAUGCUGAAGUUGGAGAACGAGCUUCUGCUUUUCUUAACUGCCUCUGCCAAAACUAUAGAGUGGCCUUGGGUAAAGCCGUAGAGCAUACCCGCUCGCCCAUAUUUUGCUCCUGCCUUGAGCAUCCAGUAAUGCUGAGCCGCGGCUCUCCUACACAACGGCGGGGCCACCUGCGACAGCAAAAGCACCAUCGGGGGGGACAUGUAAUAGGAGAACCGGGGAGAAAAGACGGUGGCAGAACAGCUUUGCAGCAUGUGCACAUUUUCCAGCAGAACGUACUUCUUUGUGAACAACUUCUGCGUUGCACACGGAUGCUAAAACGGCUUGUGCAGCUGCUGCACCUCUGCAAAGCUGCAAUGCAGCCCUGUCCUACAGGACCGUCUCCUCCAAAGUAUACGAGUUCUGAAACAGUCUACAAAGAGAUUUGCCUAGCCAGCUCGCACGUAGUAAGGCUCGCCGCAUUCUUGUUCAGGGCGGAUAGCUGCAAAGCUGUCUGUGGAAUCUGGAUUCGGAAGCACCCGCAUGAUAAGUUGUUGUGCUCCAGUCAAGAAGGGCCCAAAAGAUGUUCUAAGGGAGAAGUCAACAAACGGUUUUGA